CUACCUUUCCCUUUUGUGUCCGAUCGACUGACACUUCACCCAACUCAAAUACAGAAAACUCCCUCGAAAAUUUCUUUGUUCUAAAUUCGUACAUUUCGUUGGCAAUUCAUUCAACUCUGUCCCUCAAUAGCAAAAAAUUAAAAAACAGAUUUUAUUUUGUGUUGCUGUAAUGUACUCCCUGCUGCCGCUGAUGUACCGCCGGCAGAGCUCCCGCCUGAAGGCCCUGCGAUGGACGGUCCAGUCGAACCAGAGCUUCUUCAAGAUGAGCUUCAAGGCGCCCUCGGCGAAGAGCCCCGCCUUCAAGGAGUUGUCCAAGAAGCAGCCCCAAACGCAGUCCCAAUCCCAUUCGCAACCGCAGUCGCAAUCCCCGCAAACGCUAUCGCAAUUGCAAACGCAGUCUCCAGCGCAACCGCCACCGCAAUCACCGCCGGAAAUGAAGCCACCAGAGCUCAAGAAGAGUCCUUCACUGGGUCUGAGCCCGGUGAACAACCCAACUGUUUCCCCAGGCCAGAAGCCUCAGCCGGCGGUCCAGCCGCUCAUCCCCGACCAGCGGGCCAAGUGGCUGGCCAAGGUCUCGCCGGAAGCGCAGAGGAAGGCCAAGCUGGCGGCCGAGAAGGGCGCCCCGCAGUCGGGUCCUCCGAAGAACCAGUUCAACCCGGUCGGUAGUCCCAGCAAUCCGGCCUCGAGCUUCGGAAACCCGUUCGGUGCGGCUGGCCACCCCAGUAGCCCGGCGUCCAGCUUCGGAGCCGCCGGAAGUCCCGCUCCCUGGCAGCAGAGGCGGAGCGAGGAGCAGCAGGAGGAGGAGAAGCAGGACUCCGCGGCCUUCAAGGGCGCCUGCUCGGAGUCGCAGCGGAAGAACUGGAUGAACCGCAUGCAGGGAUCGCAGCAGAAGAAGCAGAACCAGUGGCUCAAGGAGAUGCAGGCCAAGAUGCAGGCGGGCAAGGACAUCCAGGCGCAGAAGAUGCAGAAGAUGGAGGCCCAGAAGGCCAGUGCUCCGCCUCCCGAGGCGCACACCUCCCAGAAGGCUCCCCCUCCGCCCGAGCAGCCGGAGGAGAAGAGCGCGGAGCGAGUGGCCUACCUGGACGCGGUGCGGCAGCUGAACAGCUACCAGGUGCUGGAGCCCACCUCGGGCAGGGCGCCCGCCACCUCGAAGAGCAGCGCGAGGGAGCCGGACCCCGUGGUCGAGCAGACGCUCGAGUGCCUGGAGAAGACGGGCCUCUCCAAGAAGCAGCUGCAGGCCAUCCCCGUCAUCCAGGUGGCGGGAUCGAAGGGAAGGGGCUCCACCUGCGCCCUCGUGGAGAGCAUCCUGCGCUGCCACGGGCUGCGGACCGGGGUGCUCUGCUCGCCGCACCUCUUCCUCACCAGCGAGCGGAUCCGGAUCGACGGCGAGCCUCUGAGUGAGGUGCAGUUCACGGAGCUCUUCUGGCGGAUCAACGCGGAGCUGGCCAAGACCCAGCCGCCGCCCUCGUACAACAAGCUGAUGGCGGUGAUGGCCUUCCACGCCUUCCACCAGGCGGGCGUCGAGGUGGCCAUCCUGGAGGUGGGCGGCGGGGGCGCCGGCGACGCCACCAACGUGGCCGCCCACGCGCAGACCAUCGGGAUCAGCACGCUGGGCUGGGAGCAGAGCGCCACGCUGGGCAACUCGCUGCGGGACAUCGCCUGGGCCAAGGCGGGCAUCAUGAAGCCGGGGGCCAGCGUCUUCACUAGCGUCGCCCAGCCGGAGUGCUGCGAGGUGCUGGCCCAGAAGGCCCAGCAGAUCGGGGUGCAGCUGCGCCGGGUGCCCUCGUUCAUGGAGUACCUGGAGGGCAGCAUGGAGAACAAGCUGCUGCUGAACAAGUCCAACUACUCGGUGCGGCUGAACGGGUCGCUGGCCGUGCAGCUGGCCUACGACUUCCUGCAGCGCCACAAGCCGGAGUACGUGGUGGGCGUGGAGCAGAACCCCACGCUGCUAACUCCGGGCGCCCAUCGCGGCAUCGAGACGUUCGAGCAGAGCGGCCAGUUCGAGUUCCUGCGGCACGACAUCUUCAACGUGUACCUGGACAGCGCCGACUCGCUGGAGUCGAUGAUGGCCUGCCGCGACUGGUUCUACACGCGCACCCGCUCCAACCGCCAGCCGAAGGUGCUGCUCUUCAACAAGGUGAACGAGUUCAACGCCAAGGACCUGCUGACCAUCGUGCGCAGCCAGCUGCGCUUCGAGGAGGCCUGCUUCGUGCCCAGUCCCAACUUCUUCGAGGGCGAGCUGCUGCCCGAGGACGAGGGCACCGCCAUGGUGUGGCACGGCCUGGAGGAGCUGCAGCGGGCCAAGCGCAACGCGGGGAACUGGCGGGCGCUCUGCGAGGAGAGCGGCAAGCGGGACAACUCGCAGCUCUCCAUCUCCAUCGGAGCCUUCUUCGAGUAUUUGUCGAACAAGUACGGCAAGCAGAAGUACGGCAUGAAGAACGAGCUGGACGUCCUGGUCACCGGCUCCCGCCAGCUGGUGGCCGCCACCCUCUCCUGCCUCCGCAAGAUGAAGGCCUCCAAUCCCUGGCAGUGAAUGCCUGCGCCUCGAGCCGCCUUUCCCGUCUUUCCCACUUGUUUUCUACCCUUAAGCGCUUAAAUUUCGUCGUGAAGGUGUUCGUUCGUUUGUUCUUUCUAGAAAUACACUUUACUAACUCACUAA
Messenger RNA from Drosophila ficusphila, 2659 nucleotides. It is a transcript of the gene Fpgs2, whose product is annotated as folylpolyglutamate synthase. Gene Ontology annotation, cellular component: cytosol; mitochondrion; cytoplasm. The record is from RefSeq and is a predicted model, not a curated record. Gene Ontology annotation, biological process: tetrahydrofolylpolyglutamate biosynthetic process. Lineage: Eukaryota; Metazoa; Arthropoda; Insecta; Diptera; Drosophilidae. Gene Ontology annotation, molecular function: ATP binding; tetrahydrofolylpolyglutamate synthase activity.